UGAGACUUGUGUGAGAGCUGCUGAGGCGGCCAUGACGUCACUCUGUCGGCGGCUGGGAGCAGCACGACACGCGGCUAUGCGCUCUGAGCGACACCGCCUCUCUGCUCCCUCUUUGGGCUGACUGGACGGCGACUUUCCCGCUUCCGUGCCUUCCAUCAGUACCCUGAAGGACAAGAUUUAAGAGGACCGAAGAUGAUCAUACUCGGCGUGGCUUCACUCAGCAGGACAUCACUUGCCAUGGACACGUGCAGAUGUUUGCAGUGAAGGAGGAAACUGGAGGUGAGGCGAGGCAAUAACAGGUGGAUCUGAAGGUGUGGAUAAGAGCUGAUCAUCAUGGGUAAAUCCAACAGCAAGCUCAAGCCAGAGGUGGUGGAGGAGCUGACAAGGAAAACCUACUUUACAGAGAAAGAAGUGCAACAGUGGUACAAAGGCUUCAUUAAAGAUUGUCCCAGUGGCCAGCUUGAUUCUGUGGGCUUUCAGAAGAUAUACAAGCAGUUCUUUCCUUUUGGAGAUCCCACAAAGUUUGCCUCUUUCGUGUUCAACGUGUUUGAUGAAAACAAGGACGGACGCAUCGAGUUCUCCGAGUUCAUCCAGGCGUUGUCUGUGACUUCUCGCGGGACACUGGAUGAGAAGCUUAGAUGGGCGUUCAAGCUGUAUGACCUGGAUAAUGACGGCUACAUCACCCGUGAUGAGAUGUUGAACAUAGUAGAUGCCAUUUAUCAGAUGGUGGGAAACACGGUGGAGCUUCCAGAAGAAGAAAACACACCAGAAAAGCGAGUGGACCGCAUUUUUGCAAUGAUGGACAAGAACGCAGACGGAAAGCUGACUCUGCAGGAGUUCCAGGAGGGCUCCAAGGCUGACCCCUCUAUUGUUCAAGCGUUGUCUCUCUAUGAUGGACUGGUGUAGGAAUGGAAGGUGAGCACGCUACCUGCAUACUCCGACAAGUGAGGAAAGUUCCAACCCACAUUGUGCUUUUUUUUCCCACCCCCAGCACAAAGCUAAUACAAAUAAUAAUGUGUGUAGUGGCCAUAUAUAAAGAACACAAAAAAAAACCCCACAUUGAACGGCCCGAAUCCAAAGCGAAGCAGCUGCUUUCUGCUCUCAGUUUGUUCUUAUGAAUUAUUCAAGCGACCCACUUGUUUGCUGGCAAUCAAAUGGUCGAGCGAAGAGGAAGACGAGCCUCUCUCCUCUCUCGCUGCCUCGUGUAAUCCACCAGCCGCUGCCAAUUGUUGCUGACGUUGUCGUUCGGCGUUUUGUCAACUGUGAAGUGAGCUUGUGAAUGCAUAUUUUGAACGCGCCGUCGAGAGCGAUUAACCGCGCACGUUCCGAGGAAAGACAGGUGAUCGUUCGCCAAAACCUCUUUGGGCGGGUCCGGCUCGGCACCCCGAAACACACACAAAAGGGGGGAAGACGAAGGACAAUAUUUGAAGUUUCUAUCAGCUGACAUUUGUCAGGAUUUCUUCCCUAAGGAAUCAUACGUAUCUUCGGAUGGCGCUGCCCCUAAUUUAAUGUGCUUAUGCUGCCACUUUAUAUCGUCUGUGCUUUCCUCAGCGAGAGGAGGACAAAUUCCCUCUGAGAGGUUCUCCAGACUUUCCACACGAAGAACCACGGACUCUAGAAUCGAGUGUAUAGCUGGAGGUUACAAAAGCAGUGUGUUGUUAAAUGUAAAUAUCAUGGUAAUUUAUUCCCUGCUUCGCCGUAUUCAAGAGGUUCCCCCUCUCUUUAAAAAUGGAAUGAAGUUUUAUUUUUAUCAAAGUUGAACGGAAAUGUUUUGCACCGCAUUUUUCACUACUAUUGUGGGAUUGUUUUGUUCUCACGGUGUGAGUUUCCUCUUGAGAUAAUAGUUUUUAUGUGUCUGAAAGUGUCGACGGAGCGGGGAGUUUUCUAUGGGUUAUUUUACGACGUUUGCAGCCUGUCAAGUCCUAUUGUGUUUUCACUUCCCCGAGUUCCCCCGUGAGCACAAGUGUCUGCACUGCGAUGGCCAAGCAAAAGCACCGAAUUCUGAGGUCCUACAUCGGACAAGCAAACACCCCCAUUCUGCUUGUAAACCUUUUGCGAGCAGCUAUUGUCCACUUUGUAUUUGUCCGGCGAAGUGAGGCCAGAGUACGCAAUCAUGCCGUCUACCACUUCUUAUUCAAUGUAUGAGAUUUUAAAGCCUUAUGCAAAUGGUCAUUUACUGAAUGACAAAUGCCAUUUACCUGUCAAUUAUCAGUAUGAGCGCACAGAAUAAAAUGCAUUUA
Messenger RNA from Entelurus aequoreus (snake pipefish), 2240 nucleotides. RefSeq names its product neuronal calcium sensor 1b (gene ncs1b). Bases 334 to 906 code for a protein of 190 amino acids. The record is from RefSeq and is a predicted model, not a curated record. The transcript has 9 exons. NCBI's taxonomy places the organism in Eukaryota, Metazoa, Chordata, Actinopteri, Syngnathiformes, Syngnathidae. Gene Ontology annotation, molecular function: calcium ion binding; calcium sensitive guanylate cyclase activator activity.